GAAGAAAUACCCCAGAAGAAAAUUUUACAAGAUGGCGGAAAGCGAAGACAGCAACAACAUGGGCCAAUCCUCAAAUGCAGAUGGAAACCCUCUUAGCUUAACAGAUUUACUAGACGGCGGCUGGAAAAUAUUCGAAGAGGUGGACAGCACAAACAAACCCCUGGGCUCGACCGCUGUCCAGGCCCGGGUCGAAGAAGGAGUCCGCAUGUUGCAGGAAGCCUCCAGGAUGGUGGCUCAGCUCGACCUGUUCAGUCGCAAUGAGGAGCUGGAGGAGAUCGCCACGACAGACCUGAAAUAUCUGCUCCUGCCCGCCCUGCUAGGGGCUCUCAACAUGAAACGCACCAGGCAGGACGCACGGCUGGAGAUAGUGGUCGCAUCCCGGGCUUAUUUUCUGGAUUUCCUGAGGAGGUGUAAAGAGUAUAACGUAGCGCGGUUUGAGCUGCCGGACACAAACACAAGCAACGACGAAGCGUCGGAGGAUGGAGAAUCUAAAGCAAUGUCGGCCCCCUCCGCCCCGGACCUGGUCGCCAUGGCGACCCAGCGACAGGCCAAGAUCGAGCGGUACCGUCGCAAGAAGGAGCUGGAGGCCAAACUGUCGGACGUCCGGAAAGCCGUGGACAGCGGACAGGCCGACGACGAAGUCAUCAGAGAGUUCUACCUCCUGAGCGUCCGGAGGUGGAUCGCCGUGUGUCUGGAGGAGAUGGAGAGCAUCGACCAGGAGAUAGAGAUUCUCCAAAAGAUGGACGUUCUGAAGCACAGCGCUGCCAAGCAGCCGGCUCAGCCAGCCAGGCCUCCCAUGAAACCGUUUGUCCUCACCAAGGACGCUGUGCAGGCGCGGGUGUUUGGGGCUGGUUACCCCAGCCUUGCCACCAUGACAGUAGACGACUGGUACGACCAACACAGGAAACACGGAGCCCUGCCCGACCAGGGUAUACCCAAGAGGAUCCCCGUGGAUGAGGACACUGACGCCAAGGAGAGGGAGGAGGAAGAAAAGGAGAAAAAGGUGGAAAACGACGACGAAGAGGCUCUGGUGAAAGCCAGAACUUGGGACGACUGGAAAGACACUCACCCUCGAGGCUACGGGAACCGACACAACAUGGGCUAAAAGGAUCCCGGUCCAGGAUGUGGACGUUCUCCUGCCGCGUUAUUCUAUUAUCCACUCACCAAACCAAACUAAAAGACGGUGCCAUGACAUUCUUCAGUAAACCCAUUCAUUCGAUUUAUCCCUAAACACUGCAGCUGUCUAACGUAUCACAUUCACUCUCGUCGUUCACGAGGUUGGAUUGAACAAUCCUCUGGGAGGUUUUCGAGUCUUACACGAAUGUACAACUUAGGAGUGAACGUUACUACUUGGUUGUGUUUCCCCUUAAUGCUGUCACUGGAAAAUAAAGAGACUGUUCAAGCCAGA
Molecule: messenger RNA, 1408 nt
Organism: Mugil cephalus (flathead mullet)
Lineage: Eukaryota; Metazoa; Chordata; Actinopteri; Mugiliformes; Mugilidae
Gene: igbp1
Product: immunoglobulin (CD79A) binding protein 1
Exons: 3
Coding region: 32-1105 (357 amino acids)
Biological process (GO): regulation of signal transduction; regulation of dephosphorylation
Cellular component (GO): cytosol
Molecular function (GO): protein phosphatase 2A binding
Source: RefSeq, a predicted model, not a curated record